Messenger RNA from Physella acuta, 465 nucleotides. RefSeq names its product PHD finger-like domain-containing protein 5A. Gene Ontology annotation, biological process: mRNA splicing, via spliceosome. NCBI's taxonomy places the organism in Eukaryota, Metazoa, Mollusca, Gastropoda, Physidae. The record is from RefSeq and is a predicted model, not a curated record.
AUUUUUCGGAAGUUAGAGGAAACGUUGUAAAAUGGCGAAGCAUCAUCCUGAUUUGAUUUUUUGUAGAAAGCAGCCGGGUGUUGCUAUUGGAAGGUUAUGUGAAAAAUGUGAUGGAAAAUGUGUCAUAUGUGACUCCUAUGUCAGACCUUGCACACUUGUUAGAAUAUGUGAUGAGUGUAAUUACGGAUCUUAUCAAGGCAGAUGUGUCAUUUGUGGAGGGCCAGGGGUCUCAGAUGCAUACUAUUGCAAGGAAUGCACGAUCAUGGAAAAAGAUAGAGAUGGAUGCCCAAAGAUUGUAAAUCUAGGAAGUGCUAAAACAGAUUUGUUUUAUGAAAGAAAGAAAUACGGGUUUAAGAAAAGAUAGUAUAGAACUGAGGCAUUUUAUUUUUUCAUCUUUCUACCUACAUCAUCUUUUAAUCAUUAUGUUAUUGUUUGUAUAUGAAAAAUAAAAUAUGAACAAUUGUA